CAAAUGUCAUAAUCAGCAGGAGCCGUACUUUUUAAUCAAUCUUUUGAUUCAAAAUAAGUUACGUAAAAUUAUCUUCUAAAAACAUACAGGCAAGAUGAGCUUACUGAAAUCGCAAUAUUACGACAAUCCUGAGGGAACCGAUUUGGUCGGCAAAAUGAUUGCGACCAACAAGUAUGCCCUUGCCCUCGGUGUUGGCUUCUCGUCAUUCGAAGUGCUGAUGGUAUCAAAGCCGAAAGGGAUUAUGCCCUCACUAGCUCGUUACGUCUAUUUUACCGGUCCUUUUGUUGGAAUGGCAUCUGCUUUCACCGUAGGAGCCUACACUGCCAACAGGCUGCGGGGCAAAGAUGAUUUAAUAAAUUAUGUCGUGGGUGCAUUUGCGGCCGGCGGGGUUUACGGAGCUUGGAGGCGUAGCAUUGUGGCAGGAGCAGUAUCUGGUUUAUUCUUUAGCAUUGCUGGUAUCGCGAAGAAAAUAUCUCUUGAGGAAGGAUGGGAAUUUUUCCCGGCAGUUACCAAACAUGCCUAUGGUUCCUUAAAUCCUAAGCGGUAUGACUUUACUCUGACAGAAGAACGUGAACGAGGUUGGACCACUGGAAAGUAAACUUAUUGCCAAUUUGUUGAAUUUAUCCAGCAAUAUGAUAGAUAAUGAAGAGAUCAGGAAUAAAUGGUAUGUACAUAAAAUGGACUGUUGUUCAAAGAAAAGGCCAUUU
Messenger RNA from Sabethes cyaneus, 707 nucleotides. RefSeq lists its product as uncharacterized. The record is from RefSeq and is a predicted model, not a curated record. Gene Ontology annotation, biological process: mitochondrial respiratory chain complex I assembly. NCBI's taxonomy places the organism in Eukaryota, Metazoa, Arthropoda, Insecta, Diptera, Culicidae. The transcript is spliced from 3 exons. The coding region runs from base 95 to 598 and encodes 167 amino acids.